This is a messenger RNA of Tilletiaria anomala UBC 951, 2626 nucleotides long. Its product is annotated as BRE1-domain-containing protein. Lineage: Eukaryota; Fungi; Basidiomycota; Exobasidiomycetes; Georgefischeriales; Tilletiariaceae. The transcript has 9 exons. Gene Ontology annotation, molecular function: metal ion binding; ubiquitin protein ligase activity. The coding region runs from base 41 to 2503 and encodes 820 amino acids. Gene Ontology annotation, cellular component: nucleus; HULC complex. The record is from RefSeq and is a predicted model, not a curated record.
GCGGCCAUUUGAUGCGCUUGGCUCGGCAUCUUCCAUCACUAUGCAGCGCUCUGGCUCGAACAAGAAGCUGCAGCUGGAUCGUUCACUCUCGUCCACAUCGAUCACAAAUGGUAAGCCGUCAGGGUCUAUGGGCCCUGCCGGCGAAGCUGCAGAAGAGAGUCCAGCGUACAAUGGACUGGAGGAAUACCGGAAAGAGGCCAUCUAUAGACGCUUUCUGGAGGGGCAGAGAGAUCUCGUCCGAGCGGAGAGGCGAAUAUCGUCCAUGCAACAUGAGCUCCAAGCGUUCGAACAAAGGUCAAAUACCUUUCAGCAAUCAUGGAGCGUACUGGUGGAUGACAUCAAGUCGCUUGUUAAAGGCGCUUCCCUAAGGGGGCAGCAGCAAGAUCUUUUUUCUGCAAUCGACGCAAGUAAAGGCGUGCGAGAUCCUGGAUCGCUGCAGAAAGCGAUGCUACGAUCGUCGGAGGCCAUUUGUGCCAUCGUCAAGCUUCUGGCUUCCGAUGGGACGUCCCUCCAACCUUCAGAAGCUGAGCUGCAAGGGAGAUGCCACCAGCUGGCUCAAGAGGCUGCUACUCUGCGCCAUCAAGCAGAUGCUACGCAGGCGUCUUUUGAGCGGGCAGGAGUCGAGCUUCAUGAUGCGCUCGAAAAGCUGCGGCGGGCAGAGCGGCAGCGAGAUCGACUGCUUUCGCCCUCUGUGCGGGCUGUGGAGAGAACGGCGGACCCUCCCGAGGAGGCUGUGCAACUCACAGAUACAGGGAAGGCUGAGACGCCGAUACCAGAGCCAUCAAAACCAAAGGAGGGAAUCCCUGCUGAUCACGAGGGCAUGUCUACCGCGAGCGGCAUGGUGAAUGAUGUGAAGCAUGCAGAGCAAGUCGAGGAUUUACAGCGAUUGGCAUCAUCCCGACUAACCGAGGCGGAAGGGUUGCGGCAGGAACUCCUUGCGAUAAGGAUGGAGAACGACAGGCUCAGGUCAGAGAUGCUACAAAUACCAGAUGCCAAAAUUGCAGAAAGCGUCAGCUAUUUGGAGCUGCGCAAACAUGCCGUCGAGCUUCAAACACAGCUGUCGCGAGCAAAAGCAGAGUGGGAAGCAACCCAAGUGGAGAACGUCGAGCUGCGGGAGUCCAGACAGGCUUUUGAGCAGCUGCACAAGGAUCAAAGUGCUUUGGUCGUCGACGAGCUGCGCAAGCAGAUCGCGGCGAAGGAUGCAGAUACUCUACGCUUGCGCACGCAGCGCGACGAUCUACAAGCGGAUGUGGCGGAGAGGAAGCACAAGGAGGCUGUCAAAAGCACCCAGGUGCAAGAAAUCAAGGCUCUCGCCUCGCUCAAAGAGCAGAAAGUGGACAAGCUGCGGCACGAUAUCAGGCGACUACAGCUCGUGCUCUCAGGUAGGAGAGGCGACUUGACGACUUUCCAGUGCCUUUUUAGCGCCGAACAAGAUGGCGCCACGCUGCAGGAUGAAGACGUGGAUGUGGAAGGGAAGCUCAAAAAGCAACUUGACACCCUCCAAUCUUCGCUAGACGACUUACAGACGCGGUACGAUGCUCUUCAUACAUCUUUUACUGCAGGCGCCGACGUGGCGAAACAGACGUCAGACCUGGCAGUGAGAGUCAAAAUCUUGGAAUCCCUUGUCCGGGAUGAAAGUGGCGCGGACGCGACCGAGCGGCUCAAGUCACAGGAAGCGCUUAUCAAGUCGCUGACAGCUCAAGUGGAGGCCACCGAUAAGACCAUCGAGGAGCUCGUCGGGGAGAUUGACAGGCUUGGCAGCGCAUCGUCCGAAGCGGAAAAACAAUUCACCAGCAAGGUCAUUGAGCUGAGUCGCUUAGAAGACAAGAUCGCCCGGUUGACUACCGAGAAAUCUAAAGCGGACAACAAGUACUUCUCCGCCAUGCGGGCUCGCGAUGCCCUGGACGCUGAGAAGCAGGUUCUCAAUCGGACGCUGGAGCGGCAGACUGCGGUGAUCGAGCAAUACAUGGACACGGAGAAGCGAUUCGGGGCACAGCUCCAGAUGCACGAAGAGGAGGUGACGCUUUUGCGCAAGAGUCUAGAGGAGCACAUGACAAAGCUGGCAGAAAUGAACAUUGCGGUCGAGCGCGCAAUGGCAAAGGAGAGGGAAGCGGUCGCAAUGGCUCAGCAGCUGGACGCGUUGGCGAAGUCGCGCAUGGAGAGCUUGGACCAGGCAAGCGCGGCAAAGGCACGCCUGGAGGAGAGGGUGGCGCAGCUCGAGAAGGAUCUGGAACGAGGCAAGAAAGCGAUCGCAAGCAACAGCAAUAGCGGCGGCGGACGAAAGAGCAGCCUCAGCAAUGCAGACGGAGAGCUGGAAGCAUUGAAUUCUCUCCUCCGCUGUUCGUCUUGCAAGGAACGAUAUCGAGAUCGUGUUAUCACAAAGUGCAUGCACACGUUCUGCGCACCGUGCGUUGAUUCGCGCAUCCAGACAAGACAACGCAAGUGUCCUCAUUGUGGCCUGGCCUUUGCUGUCAGCGAUGUCCAGCCAUUAUACCUGCAAUGAACGAGCUCCGCUUCCAGCACUCUCAGUGCCCACCUUCUACGUGCCCACUUGCGGACGCCCAGUCACUGUUCAAGAUGUAUUUCUCAUCGUAGUUUCUGUAGAAACAAAGUCAGAUGGACCAUU